Molecule: messenger RNA, 184 nt
Organism: Paraglomus brasilianum
Lineage: Eukaryota; Fungi; Glomeromycota; Glomeromycetes; Paraglomerales; Paraglomeraceae
Source: the annotation of a GenBank genome assembly
AUGGCAACAAGGGGAAACUUUCAAGGUGGCGGUCGUGGACGUGGUGGACGAGGAGGUCCAAGUCGUGGAAUGGGGUUUCGCGGAGCGGGGUUUCGCGGGACAGGGGGUCGCGGAAUGAAUCGCGGAACAGCGAUUCGUGGAGGAGGUCGUGGAGCAGGUCGUGCAGGAAGGCCUAGAGGAGGUC